This is a messenger RNA of Phragmites australis (common reed), 666 nucleotides long. Its product is annotated as glutaredoxin-C8-like. The record is from RefSeq and is a predicted model, not a curated record. The transcript has 4 exons. Gene Ontology annotation, molecular function: glutathione disulfide oxidoreductase activity. Lineage: Eukaryota; Viridiplantae; Streptophyta; Magnoliopsida; Poales; Poaceae. Gene Ontology annotation, cellular component: cytoplasm. The coding region runs from base 117 to 527 and encodes 136 amino acids. Gene Ontology annotation, biological process: cellular response to oxidative stress.
AAGUACAAGCAUACGCUUUUGAAAGAGAGACUAGUCAAGAACCAGUGCGCUCUUCCCCAAACCAUCUCGCCGUCCCCGGACUCUCCGCAUCUCGACCUCACCGUCGGCGGGACGCGAUGGCGGCGUUGCUGGGCCGAUGGGUCGGAGUGGCAGCGGCCGCCGCCGCGCUCAUGGCGCUCGCGGCGUUUGGAUCCGUCUCGGAGUCAUCGCCCAAGUCCUUCGUGAAAUCCACCGUCUCCGCCCACGACGUCGUCAUCUUCUCCAAGUCAUACUGCCCGUAUUGCAGAAGAGCAAAAGCCGUGUUUAAGGAACUUCACUUGAAGGAGGAGCCCUAUGUUGUGGAGCUUGAUCAGCGAGAGGAUGGUGGGGAGAUUCAGGAUGCCUUAUUAGACAUAGUUGGCAGGCGUACUGUUCCUCAAGUUUUUGUCAAUGGAAAGCACUUGGGGGGCUCUGAUGAUACCGUUGAAGCUUACGAAAGCGGCAAGCUGGCAAAACUUCUAAACAUUGGAGUCAAAGACGAUCUUUGAGUGGCAUAUUAGCAUCAAAGGCUUGUCUCUUGUUUUGCGUUAUCAGAGCCCUGUUAAGAAAUUCUGAAUUUACAUUUCCAAAGAAUCUAUUACUGAAAGUACUGUUACAAUUUAACCAAUUUAACCAUAGUUUGUGAUA